CACAUCCCUGCCCUCUGCUCCCACCACCCUCUUGGGAGAGACUGGGGUGAUGUGGCUCAGGGCUGUGCUCGGCUGGGGCACCAGCACAGGGGGGCAGGCGCUGCUGGGGAUGUAUGGACCCCCUCGCUGAGUUGCCCAUCUGUGUUUUCACCGGUGGGCGCACCUGGUGCCAGCUGUGCCAUGCACCUGUGUGCUUUGGGACCUGCCCCCACGCUGUCUCCUUGGCAGUGCAUGGGGAAACCUCUGAGCUCCCCUCCGUGUGCUCCCAACCGCAUAGCGGGUACCAGGACAUUGCCUGCUCCUUGGCUUGCUGGGGCAGGAGCCUGGGAGCAGCUCAGCUGGCUCCACAGCGCUCUCCCCACUCCAGUGCUGGGCAGGAGGGCUCAGUGCUGGCAGUACAGGGGCCUGGUCGUAAGGCUGAUGGGCUGCUCCAUUCCGGGAGGUCUUUCAUCUGUUGUUUCUCCUGCUCUGGCCUUGCAUUUGCCUCUUAAGGCUGCAAGGAAACAUCACUCCUAGUUUGCCUUUUGCUUCUGCUCACCAGGUAAUGCCGUCUCCUAGGCAGAGACCAACCUGUGUUCCUUGCAGCCUGUCCUCCCACUAGCAGUGACCCUGCUGAGCAGUGCUCUGCCCAGCUCCCAGACCUGAGCCCUCUGCAGUGGCUUCUGACCUGAUGGUGUCACUCUGGGAGCACUAAGCUGGGAGACAGGAUCCCAGCUCCUCACAGAGGCUGGGGUGGGCUGCUGCAGCAGUGGCUGCUCCGGGGAGAGCUAAGCAGAGCACGUUCCCUGCAGGUAGUGAAGAUGUCCAGCAGUGACCCCGAGCGCCCCCAGUUCCUCUUCGUGAAGGUGCUGGCAAGCCGGGGGCGGCUGGAGGCGGUGACCCAGCAGAUGGGCUACCACCCGCAGUACCUCGACAGCUUCCUCAAGAUGCAGCACUACCUGAUGCACAUGGAUGGCCCACUGCCCUUCGACUGCCGGCACUACAUCGCCAUCAUGGCAGCCGCCCGGCACCAGUGCCGGUACCUGGUGAACCUGCAUGUGCUGCAGUUCCUGCGGGCAGGGGGCGAUCCCCAGUGGCUGCGUGGCCUCGACUUCAUCCCCCCCAAACUCCGCAACCUCAACGAGAUCAACAAGAUCCUGGCACACCGGCCAUGGCUCAUCACCAAGGAACACAUUGAGAAGCUGCUGAAGAUCAGUGAGUGGAGCUGGUCGCUGGCGGAGCUGGUGCAUGCCGUUGUCCUCCUGGCACACUGCCAUGCACUCGCCAGCUUUGUCUUCGGCUGGGGGUGCGAGCAGGAUGAGGGGCCGGGAGGCCGAGGCUCACUGAAGCCCUUGUCGCCUGGGAACCAGUGCUUCUGCGAGGCCACCGCCGGCAAUGGCUGCAGCCAGGAGCUGCUGCGCAUCAACCGCAAGCGGUCCCUGGACUCCUGCAUGGAGCUGGAUUCCCUUCGGGAACGCAUACAGCAGAUCCACAUGGAGACCGAGGGCAGGGAGGAUACAAGGCUGCUGCAGCAGGACCGAGAGGAAGAUACUGACGGGGAAGUCACCGGUGCCACCAAUCUUGCAUGUUACAUGCAGGACCCUGACUUUGGAUACCAGGACUUUGCCCGGCGCGACGAGGAUCAGACGCAGGUAUUCAGAAUCCAGGAUUACUCCUGGGAAGACCACGGCUUCUCGCUGGUCAACCGGCUUUACUCUGACAUUGGGCAUCUCCUGGAUGAGAAGUUUCGGAUGGUGGAUGGUCUGCAAAGCAGUGCCAUGGCCAAGCGGCAGGGCUGUGAACCCUCUGUCUUCAAGCGGGGCAUCUGGAACUACAUCCACUGCAUGUUUGGCAUUAGGUACGAUGACUACGACUACGCAGAAGUGAAUCAGCUCCUGGAGCGAAUGCUCAAAGUUUACAUUAAAACUGUAACCUGCUACCCAGAGAAGACAAACCCAGAAAUGUUUGACAGGUUCUGGAAGCAGUUCAAGCACAGUGAAAAGGUCCACGUGAACCUGCUCAUCCUGGAAGCCCGAAUGCAGGCAGAGCUGCUGUACGCGUUGCAGGCCAUCACCCAGUACAUGAUCUCCUAGAUGGUGGGGAGCUGCGCUGCGGCAGGGCCGGGCAGCACCCGCUCCCCCUGGACUCACAUGUGA
This is a messenger RNA of Egretta garzetta (little egret), 2135 nucleotides long. RefSeq names its product sestrin-3. Gene Ontology annotation, molecular function: L-leucine binding; oxidoreductase activity, acting on peroxide as acceptor. Lineage: Eukaryota; Metazoa; Chordata; Aves; Pelecaniformes; Ardeidae. Gene Ontology annotation, cellular component: nucleus. The coding region runs from base 801 to 2072 and encodes 423 amino acids. The transcript is spliced from 8 exons. The record is from RefSeq and is a predicted model, not a curated record. Gene Ontology annotation, biological process: regulation of response to reactive oxygen species; negative regulation of TORC1 signaling; cellular response to leucine starvation.